Messenger RNA from Solenopsis invicta (red fire ant), 1383 nucleotides. RefSeq lists its product as uncharacterized. Bases 1 to 1383 code for a protein of 460 amino acids. Lineage: Eukaryota; Metazoa; Arthropoda; Insecta; Hymenoptera; Formicidae. Gene Ontology annotation, molecular function: nucleic acid binding. The transcript has 2 exons. The record is from RefSeq and is a predicted model, not a curated record.
AUGUGCGCGAUUCUUGCGUACGUUCACCGCUGGCGACUCAACUCAAAGCUGGCGAAACCUGAUCGCCGCAGAGGCUUCCUGUCCUCGCAGGAACUGGCCUUCGGCUCAUCGACAUUUCUCAGGCUGGUGCAAAUAGAGGCGUUCUCAGAAGAAUUUCGGAGCCUGGCCACGAGAGGGGAGGUUCGAUCUGGCAGCCCCCUUCGUAGACUUCUGCCAUUUGUUGACACUCACGGGUUGAUCCGCGUCGGUGGCAGACUGCAAAACUCCUUCCUCUCGGAAUCCGAGAGACAUCCUGUCAUUCUCUCCAAGGACCAUCACGUCACCGCUCUUCUUAUUCGCAAGGCUCACAUCUCUACUCUCCAUGGGGGUUACAGACUAGUACAUAGCUAUUUGUUGCAGAGGUAUUGGAUCCUGCGCGCCAACACGUCGAUCCGACGCAUUGUGCGGAGCUGCGUCAGAUGCGCGCGUCACAACGCCAUCAUCCUCGAGCAGCAGAUGGCACCGCUGCCGGUCAUCCGAGCUAAACCGGCGCUACCAUUUGCGCACUCUGGAGUCGACUUCGCCGGCUACUUCUGGCGGCAUACCGUCGCUUUACCGCCCGGCGUGGUCUCUGUCGGGUCAUCUACAGCGACAACGGUCACCAUCUUCAAGGGCAGCGAGGCCGAACUGCACAGACUCUUCUCGGAGACCUCCGCCAUCGGCCAAGCUGUAGCGACUGCCGUGGCGUCGGAUGGAGUGGAGUGGCGAUACAUUCCCCCUCGAGCUCCAAACUUUGGAGGCAUUUGGGAGUCUAACGUGAAGUCGAUAAAGCGUCAUCUCUAUAGAGUCAUUGGCGACUCUAAGCUCACAUACGAGCAACUGACGACCGUGCUGGCUAGUAUAGAGGCCUGCCUAAACUCUCGGCCGAUCAGCGCGCUUAGCUCGGAUCCUAACGAUGCCUCAGCCCUGACACCUGGUCACUUCAUAAUCGGAAGGCCUCUGGUUGCUCCCCCGGAACCUUUCACGGAGACCGAUCAGGCAGGGCAACCCUGCUCCGGCUGGCAUUUGCUUCGGCUGAUGAGGAGUCACUUUUGGCGACGCUGGCGGUCGAACUACCUGGCUCAGCUGCAACAGCGGGCGAAAUGGCUUAAGCCAAACCGGCAGCUUCAGGUGGGAGACUUGGUCCUGUUCAAGGACAAGCUGGCUCCUCCAACAAAGUGGCCACUGGCCAGAGUGGUGCAACUUCAUCCUGGGAAGGAUGGGCUGACGAGGGUCGCUACCAUCCGCUCAUCGACGUCGGAGUUGAUGCGACCCGUCAACAGACUCAUUCUGCUGCCGGUACACGAGCAGACACUCGUUAAGUUUUCUCAAUUUGAGUCCUCCAUGGCGGGCGGCGCCCAGUAG